Molecule: messenger RNA, 1872 nt
Organism: Oryza sativa Japonica Group (Japanese rice)
Lineage: Eukaryota; Viridiplantae; Streptophyta; Magnoliopsida; Poales; Poaceae
Source: RefSeq, a predicted model, not a curated record
GUACGGACGCAUCCCCUCGAUUCCCCUCUCCCCUCACUUUCUCUCUCUCUCUCUCUCUCGACGCGAGCAGAUCAGAUGUGCCGCCGCCGCCGCCGCCGGGCGAGCCGGCUGGCCGCCAUGGAGCUGAGCUGCGACGCGCAUCUGCGAUUCGGGCCGCCCUCCUCUUCUUCGCCGAAGUAAAUAAUGCAAAGAUGAGAAUAUGAGUCUAGCUAGAGCGGCGGCCACUGGCGGUGGCGAGUCGAGCAGCAGCUGCCAUGAAGGGCGACAGGGUGCGGAGGGGGAAGGAGGAGGCGCUUGGCGCCGGCGGGGGUCAGCUCUGCCCUGAGUGCGGGUACGAGUACCCCAACGCCAACCCCAACCCUAGGCUCCGCCGAUCCCACAGCAAGAACUGCCGCCGAAAGAUGAAGAUGCCCGUGGUGGCCGAGGAGGCUGGCGUGGCUGUGCACAAGCGGCGGCGUGGCUUGGCCGUGGAGAACGCCAGUCGGGGAGGAGGAGGAGACAAGGUGGUGCACGAAGGCUCUUCUGAGCAAGGAUGCUCGGCGAAAGCUAAGGAAAUUUCAGCUGAGCCAAAACUGAUGGCCGAUGAUCCAAUGUCAUCACAUGAGAAACAUAUGAUAUGCCAUCGUCACUAUAAGCUCUACCCUACCAAGGUUGCACCACAAUGCAAUGAUUUGUCUUUUGGACCAUUUUUGGGUCUUCGUAGGAAGGCCAUGAUUGUGACUAAAGGCAUUAAAGUGAUGUCAGGAGAAACACUUGAUUAUAAGCCAGAAGGAGGCCGAAUCAUGUUCUUAUUUGAGGCUGGAGUUGUGGAUGAACUGCAUGCUAGUGCCAUCAGAGACCCUAUUGGUAUAUAUUUGAAGGACAAAAAUGAGACAAUGUGCAUUGGCUCCAUAACCAAGGCGCAACCCAGGGCACGGCUCUGGUUGAUGCUAUCAGAAGAAAUGAAGCUAUUUCACAAUUCUGAGAGGAGGUCGGUGUACUUCAAUGGAUAUGAGUUUUAUCCUAUGUAUAAGCGCUUGCAUCCAUUGGAGACAUACAGAAAACUAUGGGUUGUGGAAGUGAAACCAUUUGAAGAUGCUUCUUUUAAUCCUGUAGAGGAUGAGAGGAAAUAUUAUCUAUUGAAGGUCUUUUCAACUGCGAUUCCUAAAGAAGAAAUUGAUGUACAUGUUCGAUCUAACAAGGAAGUUAAAAGGCUUGGGGUUAUUUCAUCUUAUGACACUUCAUUCUCCUGUAAAUUGGACUUUGAAGACCAGUUUACUCUAUCACAUACUUCACAAGAAGAGGAUGUGGUAUUCUAUGGAUACACACUUCGUCACGUACAUUCGUUUGAAUAUAGAGAGCUGCCUAUCUCAUGUCCCAGUCUUCUUUGCACAGUCAAAAUAUCAGAUGAUCCAGAGUAUCGUGCGUCUAAGGCACUCACUGCAAAGAGAGAACCAGAGAUGACGAUUGUGCCAUAUGUGCCAGAUACAGUUACCUACUGUGGCGAUUCUCGGUGAUGGACCUAUCUGGUGCAAGGCUUUUUUGAUGUGAAAUAUUUCUGGAGCUGUCAACGAGACCUGAGACCCACGUGUAAUUUUCCAAUGAGAACAAAAUGCUUUGUCACCCGAAGCCUAAUGUAGGAGUAUAAAUUAACCACUGUGCGCUUUGUGCUCAUGUAUGUUUAUAAACGUUCUGACUCCUGUCUCACGCGUUCAGAUUCCCUGCAAGGUUUCGCGGUUCUGUUGCUGCGCGAACUGUUCAUAACUUUUAUUGUAUGAUCAGUCUUUUCUCCGUGUUGUUAAUGGCUGGAUGCCGGGACACUUGUUAUAUAUGGCUUCACAACGGACGAACGAGCGAUUAUCAAACUUGAAAACCUCGUGUUCCACUUCUCUC